AUGGCGGCGAAGUCGGACGGGGUCCUGAAGAUGAAGAAGAGCGACGUGGCCUUCACCCCGCUGCAGAACUCCGAGCACUCCGGCUCGGUGCAGGGGCUCCACGCGGGCGCCCAGCCCGACUUUGCGAGCACCGGGGACUGCGACUUCGCCAACGGGGAGUCGCGGUGCUGCGGCGGCGGGGGGGGAUCCAACUCGACGUGCCCUCUCCCGGGCAGGGAGCAGCAGAAAUACACGGUGUGGGACUGCCUGUGGAUCGUAGCCGCGGUGGCCGUGUAUCUGGCCGACGUGGGCACCGACGUGUGGCUGUCGGUCGACUACUUCCUCCGCCACGAGUACUGGUGGUUCGGCCUGACGCUCUUCUUCGUGGUGCUGGGCUCCUUCUCGGUCCAGCUCUUCAGCUUCAGAUGGUUCAUCCACGACUUCGGCACCGAGGAAGGCGCCGAAUCCGCCGCUGACUGCGCCCACAUGGACGGGAACACGCUGCUGAGCGGCUCGGCCUCGCACGCCGACGUUACCGCUCAGCACCAGCCGGCCACGCCGCAGAGGCAGGCGUCGACCGCCAGCAAGAACACCACGACCAACAGCACCGCGAGCACCGCGGGGGGCGGCAGGGGGAGGAAACGGUCGGCCUACUACUCCUUCUGCGUCUGGUUCGGCCAGUCCGUCAUCCACAUCCUCCAGAUGGGCCAGAUAUGGAGGUAUUUUCACACCAUCUACCUGGGCGUUCGGAGUCGUCAGAGUGCUGAGACAGAGCGUUGGCGUUACUACUGGAGGAUGGUCUAUGAGUUUGCAGAUGUGAGCAUGCUGCAUCUGCUGGCGACCUUUCUGGAGAGCGCACCGCAACUGGUGCUGCAGCUGUGCAUCAUUAUACAGACACACAAGCUCCAGGCUGUGCAAGGUAUGACAGCUGCAGCCUCCCUUGUCUCCCUGGCCUGGGCCCUGGCCUCCUACCAGAAGGCCCUGAGAGAGUCUCGGGAUGACAAGAAGCCCAUCAGCUACCUGGCUGUGAUCAUCCAGUUCUGUUGGCACUUCUUCACUAUUGCUGCGAGGGUCAUCACCUUCGCCCUGUUUGCCUCUGUGUUCCAACUCUACUUUGGCAUCUUCAUUGUCCUGCACUGGUGCAUCAUGACCUUCUGGAUUGUCCACUGUGAGACAGACUUCUGCAUCAGCAAGUGGGAGGAGAUUGUGUUUGACAUGGUGGUGGGCAUAAUCUACAUCUUCACCUGGUUCAACGUCAAAGAGGGACGGACAAGGUGUCGGCUUUUCAUCUAUUACCUGGUGAUUCUGGUGGAGAAUGCUGCUCUCGGUGCGUUGUGGUAUCUCUACCGGUCGCCUCACACCACCGACUCCUUUGCAGUGCCAGCACUCUGCGUCAUCUUCAGCAGUUUCCUCACUGGUGUGGUUUUCAUGCUCAUGUACUAUGCCUUUUUCCAUCCCAACGGGCCACGCUUUGGACGCUCACCGAGCGGCCAGGGUCUGGACCUAGACCCCACUGCUCAGUUCUCCACACUACCAUCUGAAGGUGCCACCAACUCACUACGUUCCAACCGAGGUGCCACCGCGACCCUGGAGCGGGACGUGGGGAAGUAUUCUGAGCGGGACGGCUGCAUGCCAGUUUUUCAGGUCCGACCCACAGUGCCAUCCACGCCAUCGUCUCGUGCUGCACGCCUCGAAGAGACCGUCAUCAAGAUCGACCUUUGUAGGAACCGCUACCCAGCCUGGGAGCGCCACGUCCUCGACCGCAGUAUACGCAAGGCAAUCCUGGCCAUAGACUGCUCGCUGACCCCUCCACGGCUGCAGUACAAAGAUGACGCUCUGGUGCAGGAGAGGCUAGAAUAUGAGACCACAUUAUAGUUCCAACCUGCUCGCAGACCCCAUCGUGGGGUGCAGCCGUCAGAGGAUUAUCCUGCUAUCACAUGAACAGCAACAGGGACUGUUGCAAUAAAGAAUUUGUUAUUAGCAACAAUUCCUUUUCAUCCCUCAUUACACUUUUUCUGUUUCUAUUCCUCGGCAUCAGUGCCACCCAGAACAUUCAGGGA
Messenger RNA from Cyclopterus lumpus (lumpfish), 2039 nucleotides. RefSeq names its product XK related 4 (gene xkr4). The transcript is spliced from 4 exons. Gene Ontology annotation, cellular component: plasma membrane. The record is from RefSeq and is a predicted model, not a curated record. NCBI's taxonomy places the organism in Eukaryota, Metazoa, Chordata, Actinopteri, Perciformes, Cyclopteridae. The coding region runs from base 1 to 1854 and encodes 617 amino acids. Gene Ontology annotation, biological process: apoptotic process involved in development; phosphatidylserine exposure on apoptotic cell surface; engulfment of apoptotic cell.